Antrostomus carolinensis (chuck-will's-widow) is the source of this 3852-nucleotide messenger RNA. RefSeq names its product dedicator of cytokinesis 8 (gene DOCK8). Gene Ontology annotation, biological process: positive regulation of GTPase activity; positive regulation of T cell migration; small GTPase-mediated signal transduction. Lineage: Eukaryota; Metazoa; Chordata; Aves; Caprimulgiformes; Caprimulgidae. Gene Ontology annotation, cellular component: cell leading edge. The annotation marks the transcript as partial. The transcript is spliced from 29 exons. Gene Ontology annotation, molecular function: guanyl-nucleotide exchange factor activity. The record is from RefSeq and is a predicted model, not a curated record.
GAACCAAGGAAAUUCAGAUACUUGUAGCCUGAAAAACAAGGGAUCCCGAAAAGAUUUUCACAAGAUGCUUCAAAAACAAACAUUUGAAUCAGAAACAUUGGAUUCCAGCGAUGCAAACUUUCAGGUGGGGCCCCGACACGUCCACACGCUCCCUGAGGAGGCCUCAAGGGCGACCCUGGCCUCCUCUGACUUCGACCUGCGCAGCCUGCAGCCGGACCCCCGCCUGGAAAACCUGCUGCGGCACAUCAGCGCCGAGGCGUUCGAGAGGCAGAACGAGGAGGCACGGCGCACCAACAGGCACGCCGAGCUCCUCGCCCUCUACCCCUCCGUGGAUGAGGAAGAUGCAGUGGAGAUACGUCCGGUGCCAGAUUGCCCGAAGGAACAUCUGGGCAACAGGAUUUUGGUGAAGCUGCAGACUCUGAAGUUUGAUAUAGAGAUUGAACCUUUGUUUGCAUGCAUAGCUCUCUAUGAUAUAAAAGAAAGAAAAAAGAUCUCAGAAAAUUUUCAUUGUGACCUCAACUCUGAUUCAUUAAGAGGAUUCUUGCGUUCGCAUACACCCUCCAUUGACCUGUCUACUCAGGCAAGAUCAGCAGUAUUUUCUGUCACUUAUCCCUCAUCGGAUAUAUACCUAGUAAUAAAGAUAGAAAAAGUGCUUCAGCAAGGAGAAAUCGGAGACUGUGCAGAACCCUACAUGGUUCUCAAAGAAAGUGAGGCUGGCAAGACAAAAGAAAAGAUUGAAAAACUGAAAGCGCAAGCUGAAUCCUUUUGUCAGCGGUUGGGGAAAUACAGAAUGCCAUUCGCCUGGAUUCCCAUAAGCCUAACUAAUUUCUUCAACCUUUCAACAUUUGAACGAGAAAUACCUGAAGCCGAAGGCUUAAAUGGGAAAGGAUCGACUAGUGACAAGAGAGCAACACUGCUACAGGCGAGAAGACUUUCAGAGAGAAGUCUAAGCUCAGAGGACAGCUAUCCAGUAUCAAACUUCAGAACAACCUCUCUAACCCUCAGCACCUUCUUUAAACAGGAAGGAGACAGGCUCAGCGAUGAAGAUCUGUUCAAGUUUUUAGCUGAUUUCAAAAGAUCAUCUUCCUUGCAGAGAAGAAUUAAGACUUUACCAGGAACACUUAAACUGGAGAUUUCCCCUGCUCCAGAAAACCUUGGUUAUUGUCUGACACCAGAAUUACUACCAGUGAAGCCAUUUCCAGAAAACCGAAAUCGUCCUCACAAAGAGAUUUUGGAAUUCCCAAUUAGAGAAGUGUAUGUUCCCCAUGCCAUUUAUAGAAAUCUCCUCUAUGUUUACCCUCAGAGGCUGAAUUUUGCUAACCGACUGGCUUCUGCAAGAAACAUUACCAUCAAAAUCCAGUUUAUGUGUGGCGAAGACCCAUCCUGUGCAAUGCCGGUAAUUUUUGGGAAAUCUUCAGGUGCAGAAUUUGUGCAAGAAAUAUACACAGCUGUCACAUAUCAUAAUAAGUCCCCUGACUUUUAUGAAGAAGUGAAAAUUAAGCUGCCAGCAAAACUCACAGAGAAACAUCAUCUAUUGUUCACAUUCUAUCAUAUCAGCUGCCAGCCAAAGCAAGGAGCAUCUGUGGAAACCCUCCUCGGGUAUUCAUGGCUGCCGAUUCUAUUAAAUGAUCGUCUUCAGACUGGACAUUAUUGUCUUCCUGUUGCAUUGGAUAAGCUGCCAUUACACUAUUCAAUUCACUCUCCUGAGAAAGUUCCAUCUCAGACACCACCUAUUAAAUGGGUUGAAGGACACAAGGGUGUUUUCAAUGUUGAAGUGCAAGCUGUUUCAUCUGUUCACACUCAGGACAAUCACCUGGAGAAGUUCUUUACUCUGUGCCAUUCUCUAGAAAGUCAAGUGACGUUCCCCAUUAGACUGAUGGACCAGAAGAUUACAGAGGCUACACUGGAACAUGAAUUGAAACUCAGCAUUAUCUGUUUGAAUUCUUCACGCCUUGAACCUCUUGUCUUGUUUUUACAUUUGGUACUAGAUAAACUUUUCCAGCUGGCUGUACAGCCCAUGGUCAUAGCUGGCCAAACAGCCAAUUUCUCACAGUUUGCCUUUGAAUCUGUGGUUGCAAUAGUGAAUAGUCUCCACAACAGCAAAGACCUGAGCAAAGACCAACAUGGGAGGAACUGCCUCUUGGCAUCUUAUGUCUACUAUGUAUUUCGUCUGCCAGACCCUCAAAGGGAAGUAGUCAAACCAGGUGCAGGCAGCAGUGCCAUUUCAACAGAGUCUCGUUAUUACACCUUUGGACGCACUUCCGCAGUGUCUGUUGGCAGUAAACUCCUGCAGAGCCGAGUGAUAAGCUGCAGCAAUCCUGACAUCGCUGUUACACAAACUGCUACUGAUGAGGAGGUCAAAAACAUAAUGUCAUCCAAGCCUAUGGAUCACAGCUCCAGUCGGAUGUCUUUCUACGUUGAAGGGACAAAUGACGUGCCAGGUGUUUGUGCAAGCCUAAGGCCAUCCAAUAAAAAGCAUUUCCACGAGGAGCUGGCACUGCAGAUGGUGGUCAGCACCGGUAUGGUGAGAGAAUCUGUCUUCAAGUAUGCCUGGUUCUUCUUUGAGCUCCUGAUAAAGAGUAUGGCUCAGUAUGUUCACAACAUAGAAAAGCAAGACAACCCACGAAGGAGCCGGUUCUCCGAUCGCUUCAAAGAUGAUAUUACCACUAUAGUUAGUGUGGUUACUUCAGAGAUUGCUGCACUUCUAGUCAAACCACAGAAGGAAAGCGAGCAAGCAGAAAAAAUUAAUAUCAGCCUGGCAUUUUUCUUGUAUGAUCUUCUUUCUUUAAUGGACCGAGGAUUUGUGUUUAAUCUCAUCAAACAUUACUGUAAUCAGCUCUCCAACAAGCUGAAUUCACUCUCCACUCUGAUUUCCAUGAGACUGGAGUUCCUGAGGAUUCUCUGCAGCCAUGAGCAUUACCUCAACCUGAACCUCUUCUUCAUGACCUCCAUGUCAGCUCCAGCAUCUCCCUCCCCCUCCUUAUCUUCCCAGAACUCUAGCUCCUGCUCAAGUUUCCAGGACCAGAAAAUCGCUGGUAUGUUUGACCUCUCAGCCGAAUACCGUCAGCAGCACUUUCUAACUGGCUUACUUUUCACCGAAUUGGCAGCAGCGCUGGAUGCAGACAGUGAGGGGAUUGGCAAGGUGCAAAGAAAAGCUGUCAGUGCUAUCCUUAGCCUGCUGAGUUCCCAUGACCUAGACCCACGUUGCUCCAAAAAAGAGGUGAAGAUUAAAAUUGCAGCUCUCUACCUCCCUUUGGUUGGUAUCAUUUUGGAUUCACUGACACAACUCCAUGAUUUUACAAUUUCAGAUGCCCGUAGUGGAAAGGGACGCACAGGAAACCCAGAAGAAGAAGAGUCUGCAGGUGCAAUCAGUCAAAACGUGGCCCUUGCCAUUGCAGGGAAUCAAUUCAACCUCAGGAGCUCUGGAGUAUCUCUGGUGUCCCUGCCCUACAGACAGAGUGCUACAUUAGGUCCUGAUACUACUCGCAACCUUUUGAUCUGUUUCCUCUGGAUCAUGAAAAAUGCUGAUCAGAAUCUAAUACAGAAAUGGAUUGCAGACCUUCCAUCCAUGCAGUUGAACAGGAUUUUAGACCUCCUCUUCAUUUGUGUCUCUUGCUUUGAGUACAAGGGCAAACAAAGCUCAGAUAAAGUUAGCACCCAAGCACUCCAGAAGUCACGAGACGUUAAGGCCCGAUUAGAAGAGGCUUUACUGAGAGGUGAAGGAGCCAGAGGAGAAAUGAUGAAGCGCUGCAGAAUACCAGCUGGGAAUGACAGAUCAAUGGGGCUAAAUGAAAACCUGCGCUGGAGAAAGGAGCAGACUCACUGGCGGCAGGCAAAUGAGAGACAAGAUAA